Zygosaccharomyces rouxii is the source of this 1497-nucleotide messenger RNA. RefSeq names its product ammonium permease MEP2 (gene MEP2). Bases 1 to 1497 code for a protein of 498 amino acids. Gene Ontology annotation, molecular function: ammonium channel activity. The record is from RefSeq and is a predicted model, not a curated record. Gene Ontology annotation, biological process: ammonium transmembrane transport. The transcript has a single exon. Gene Ontology annotation, cellular component: plasma membrane. NCBI's taxonomy places the organism in Eukaryota, Fungi, Ascomycota, Saccharomycetes, Saccharomycetales, Saccharomycetaceae.
AUGAGUAUGAAUUUUACAGGUACUCCCACUGGUACUGGUACCGGUGGGAAUUCGUUGACUACAGAUUUGAAUCAACAAUUCGACUUGGCCAAUAUGGCUUGGGUUGGUGUAGCCGCAGCCGGUGUUUGGAUUAUGGUUCCCGGUGUUGGUUUACUGUACUCCGGUAUGUCUCGUAAAAAGCACGCUCUUUCGUUACUAUGGGCGUCAAUGAUGACCGUUUCUCUAGUCAUAUUUUACUGGUUUUUCUGGGGUUAUUCCUUAGCCUUUUCCCAUACUACUAGAGGUAAUGGAUUUUUGGGUACUUUGAAAUUCUUUGGGUUUAAGAAUGUACUCGGAGCUCCAGCUUCUGUGGACUCGCUGCCAGAUAUUUUGUUCGCAGUAUACCAAGGUAUGUUUGCAGCCGUUACCGGUGCCUUGAUGCUGGGUGGUGCUUGUGAAAGGGCACGUUUGUUACCAAUGAUGAUCUUCCUAUUCCUGUGGAUGACUAUUGUCUAUUCUCCACUUGCAUGUUGGACUUGGAAUGCUGAAGGUUGGUUAGCUACUCUAGGGUCCCUGGAUUAUGCAGGUGGUGGCCCAGUGCACAUCUCAUCAGGCCAUGGUGCUCUUAUCUAUGCUUUGAUUCUGGGGAAGCGUAACGAUCCAGUUGCUAAGCCCGGGAUGCCCAAGUACAAACCACACUCUGUUACUUCCAUAGUUUUGGGGACAGUUUUCCUAUGGUUUGGCUGGCAAUUCUUUAACCCAGGUUCCGCUGGUAAUGCCACCAUCAGAGCUUGGUACUCUGCUAUGAACACCAAUUUGGCAGCUGCCGCCGGUGGUCUCACAUGGAUGUUUAUCGAUUUUUUCAGAUUCGGAGGUAAAUGGACCACUGUCGGCCUAUGUUCCGGUAUUAUUUCCGGUCUUGUUGGUAUUACUCCAGCGGCAGGGUUUGUCCCCAUUUGGUCGUCAUUUAUCAUUGGUGUCGUAUCCGGUGCCGGUUGUAACCUCGCUACUGAUUUAAAGAAUUUCUUGCACAUCGAUGAUGGGUUAGAUGUUUGGGCAUUACAUGGUGUUGGUGGCAGCAUUGGUUGUGUAUUUACAGGUAUUUUCGCAGCAGACUACGUUAAUUCCACCGCUGGUAGUUAUACUGCGCCAAUUGCCGGUGGUUGGAUAAAUCACCACUGGAAACAAGUUGGCUACCAGUUAGCAGCUAUGUGUUCAGUUAUCGCAUGGACCGUCACCUGUACAGCUAUUCUCUUAUUUUCCAUGAACCUGGUACCAUUUUUGAGACUAAGAUUGAAACCAGAAGAGGAAGAGUUGGGAACGGAUGAAGCUCAAAUUGGUGAAUUUACCUAUCACGAAGAUACCCUAUACAUUCCAGAACCCGUGCGUUCCAAGAACUCUGUUGCUCCACCAAUGGAGAACAUUGAUGACAAAAUUGCCCAAACUGUGGAGGAAGGAGGAAACUCAUCCACUGCAGAAUCCGGUGUUGAGUCUGGCCAACCCCAGAACGAAAAAUAA